AAAUAAACAAAAAAAGUAAUAAUGUAUAAAUUUAUUGGGCAUGUCGGAAAAGUUGGCAGCCUGUCCGUGGCCCUUCUGCAGAUCGCCGUCAGAAUGAAGAUGCUGACGAACAUUUUAUCCUCCGUGCUGAGGCCUAAGGGCGCCGCGGGACAGCGCGCCCUGGCUCCCUUCAUGACAGCCGUGAGGGGGGCGGGAGGGAGCACCAACAAUGAGGCAAGCUUCGAGACACGCCCCUACAAGCUUCACCGCCUUGAUGAGCCACCCCAGGCCUCCACCACCUGCACUAGGGACGACGCACUCUUGUAUUACCGCCAGAUGCAAAUUAUUAGGAGGCUCGAAAGUGCGUCGGGGAAUCUGUAUAAGGAGAAGGCAGUGCGAGGGUUCUGUCACCUGUACAGCGGUCAGGAGGCAAUCUGUGUGGGGAUCCGUGGUGCUCUGCGACCCGAGGACUCUGUCAUCACUGCCUACAGGGACCACGGCUGGGCUUAUGUCAUGGGCUGCUCUGUUGUGGGUGUGAUGGCGGAGCUCACCGGGCGAUCCCAGGGUGUGGCACGUGGCAAAGGCGGCUCUAUGCACAUGUACACCAAGAACUUCUUUGGCGGGAAUGGCAUUGUGGGAGCCCAGGUGCCUGUCGGGGCGGGUGUGGCCUUGGCAAAUAAGUACCUGGACCGCAAGGCUAUCUGUGUGUCCCUCUAUGGUGAUGGUGCGGCAAAUCAGGGCCAGCUGUUCGAGGCUUACAACAUGGCCAAGCUGAUGAACCUCCCUGCUGUGUUUAUCUGCGAGAACAACGGCUACGGGAUGGGCACCAGUGUGGACCGCGCUUCAGCCUCUGUUAACUACUACACUCGCGGAGACUAUGUGCCGGGGAUAUGGAUUGAUGGCAUGGACGUGUUGAGUGUGCGAGAGGCUCUCCGCUACAGCAUUGACUACUGCACCACUGGAGGGCCGUCGGGGCAUGGGAGGGGGCCACUGGUGCUGGAGGUGGCCACUUAUCGCUACCACGGCCACUCUAUGUCGGACCCUGGCACCUCCUACCGCACCAGGGACGAGAUUCAGGAGGUGCGGCAAACAAGAGAUCCUAUUAUGUUGUUUAAGGAUCAGAUUGUCAGCGCUGGGUUGGCUACCGCAGAGGAGCUUAAGAAAAUCGACAGUGAGGUGAGGAAGGAGGUGGAUGAUGCUGUGAAGAUCGCCAAGACAGACAAGGAAAUACCCAUUCAAGAACUGGCUGCGGAUAUUUACGUCAACCCGCAGGAGACGACUAUCCGCGGCUGCACCCCUUACGACCCAUACACACACCAGCGCAUCAGGAAGGUCAUCAAUCUACACUAAGGUCAUCUGGGGUGUCAGUAAGGUCACUCUCUCUGGGGGUCACUCUCUCUGGGGUCACUCUGGGUCAUAUUAGGUAGUGUUAGGUGAAGUUGUGUCUCAUUGUUUUUUUUUCUUGUUUUUUUUCUUGUUUUUAUUUAUUUUUUUGUCUUUGUUUUUCUUAUUUAUUUUUGUGGUUUAUUUGUGUUUUUAUCUAUUCAGUGUCUCUCUCUCUCUCUCUCUCUCUCUCUCUCUCUCUCUCUCUCUCUCUCUCUCUCUCUCUCUCUCUCUCUCUCUCUCUCUCUCUCUCUCUCUCUCUCUCUCUCUCUCUCUCUCUCUCUCUCUCUCUCUCAGCACAAUAGAGACCAACAACUUCCCUUAACAAAAAGCUAUAAUAAAAAGUCAAUUAUUGUACAUAGCCUUAGAAAUUUUUGGAUGUAUAUUAUUAUUGUAAAAAAAAUGUGAAUUAAUUGACUGGUGAAUAAUAUAAGGAAAUAUU
Portunus trituberculatus (swimming crab) is the source of this 1804-nucleotide messenger RNA. RefSeq names its product probable pyruvate dehydrogenase E1 component subunit alpha, mitochondrial. NCBI's taxonomy places the organism in Eukaryota, Metazoa, Arthropoda, Malacostraca, Decapoda, Portunidae. Bases 22 to 1329 code for a protein of 435 amino acids. Gene Ontology annotation, molecular function: pyruvate dehydrogenase (acetyl-transferring) activity. Gene Ontology annotation, cellular component: intracellular membrane-bounded organelle. The record is from RefSeq and is a predicted model, not a curated record. Gene Ontology annotation, biological process: pyruvate decarboxylation to acetyl-CoA. The transcript has 7 exons.